Messenger RNA from Zea mays, 677 nucleotides. RefSeq names its product ubiquinol-cytochrome c reductase complex protein. Gene Ontology annotation, biological process: mitochondrial electron transport, ubiquinol to cytochrome c. The record is from RefSeq and is marked validated. Lineage: Eukaryota; Viridiplantae; Streptophyta; Magnoliopsida; Poales; Poaceae. Gene Ontology annotation, cellular component: respiratory chain complex III.
UGCCCCAGGCCAGAAUCAAGGGAGGGUGAAGCACCGCCGCCGUCUCCGCUGCCGCACAAAGACGAGAGGAAGAGGUUCCCGGCGCCUCCACCACCAUGUCGUCGAUGAUGAACGCGCUGGCGAACUGGCUGGCGAACCCGCGCCGCAACCCGCUGGCGCGCCUCCACAUGCACGCCGUCUCCUCGCGCCUCAGGAAAUACGGACUGAGGUACGACGACCUCUACGACCCCUACUUCGAUCUGGACAUCAAGGAGGCGCUCGGUAGGCUGCCUAGGGAGGUGGUCGACGCCCGCAUCCAGCGCCUCAAGCGUGCCAUGGACCUCUCCAUGAAGCACCAGUACCUCCCGGAGGACCUCCAGGCACAGCAGGUUCCAUUCAGAGGAUAUUUGGGUGACAUGUUGGCGUUGGUGAAAAAGGAAAGCGCCGAGCGUCAGUCACUGGGAGCCCUUCCACUAUACCAGAGGACACUUCCCUAGGGUGUUGGAUAGACAUGGUCGCAAGUAUUCUACCUCUUUACCGCAAAUCAGAACGCAUCAAAUAAAAUGCAGUGGAUGAAACUGUUUUUUUUUUGUUCCAACCAAAGUCUAAUUUUACUUGUUCAUGCCAUGGUGCAUUAACCAUGGGCUGUAGCUGUUGUUUUCAGCAAAUUUGUCUUCAACCAUUAUUAACCUGUGAAA